Apis mellifera (honey bee) is the source of this 916-nucleotide messenger RNA. Its product is annotated as cilia- and flagella-associated protein 300. Bases 113 to 904 code for a protein of 263 amino acids. Lineage: Eukaryota; Metazoa; Arthropoda; Insecta; Hymenoptera; Apidae. The transcript is spliced from 7 exons. The record is from RefSeq and is a predicted model, not a curated record.
AUAUAGCAGAACAAAAUCUAGCAGAUAGAAGUAAUUUAAAUGCUGUAUCCACACAAGGAUAAAUAAGUCCAAUAUCAGAGGAUUCUUCAGUAACAAUAUAAACUUGUUAAAAAUGGAGAUUGAACAUAAAUAUACAUUUGUGCCUCUUGUUCAAAAAAAUCUUAUUAAUAUAAACGAUAAAAAAAUUCAAGAAUUUCUUACUAAAUGGGGAAUUAAAGGAAAUUUUAUUAUCCAGCAUUUUACAUUCAACGAACCUUUUCAAAAAUAUCAUAAAUAUCAUUUGGCUGAAGCUUUUUUUAAAGAUAGUACUGUUGCUAAAGAAUUGUUAACAAAGCAAGGAAAUUAUUGGGCAAAACAAGAUAUAAUAGCAUCAAGUGUAGAAAUAAAUCCUAUUUCUUGUUCUGUUUUAAAUAUGUCUUUCUUCAAUAAAUUAAAAGAUCCUAAAAAUGGAAUUGUGCACAAAUCUGGAGCAAUUUGUAAAAGAUUUGAUAUGGAAAUAGAAAAUUUUCUAAUCUCUGAUAAUCUUAGAGCAAUGUUAUUAGAUGAAGAAUGUCCAGAGUAUAAUUUAUAUUUAAAAGAUGAACGAGAAGAAUUUAUAUUUUUUAUUUUUCAAAUGCUUGUUCUUGGAGGAAUAUUGUGUCAAUAUGAAGAUAUUUUAAAUCCAUAUUUAGAAGUAACAAAAGCUAUGUAUAAGGAUUUAAUAAAAGUACAAAAAAAUGAAGAUACUGAUUUAUCAAUUAGUACAAUAGUUUUACAGGUAAUAGCUAAAGAUAGUAAAGGAGAAGCAUAUUUUCCAUAUGAUCCAUCACAUAUGCAAAAUAUAGGAUUUCUAUUAAUUGACAGCGUAACUCAUGAAAUUACAACAUUUUUGCAUCAAUUUGGCGAAUAUUGUCUUUCACAAUAAUUAUAAAAAAAA